GUGAGUGACGCUCCUUCACCAGCCGGGCCGGGCAACAUCAACCAUAGCACCCGUUUGUCUUUAAUUUUGUCCCAAAAUCACGUGGGAUCCAAAUAAAGCAUGUGCGGAUUUCACGAGGCCUGUCGCCGUAGCCGGUCAUUGAAAUUAGCAAAACAGGAGGAAGCACUCUGCUCAGUGGACAAUAUGGACAUCCUUGAGACGGAUGCCUACGACAGACGGCAGAGAAGAAACACGUCCUGUGCUCUGCUGUUCUCUCUCACGCCCUUCUUUCUGGCCUCCGCUGCAUACUUCUACCUGUACACUCCAGACACACCGGCGUCCAUCAUACUGGCGGCUGUCAAAUCGGCACCGGCGCUCCUGCUGGCCGCGGCAGUGCUGAGCUGGAAUGGAGGUCAGAGUGUUGUGGGUGUGGCGGGAGGACUCGUCCUCUCAGCUGUGGGCGACUGCUGCUUGAUCUGGCCUGGAUUUUUCCUCCACGGCAUGGCUGCAUUUGCUGUGGCUCAUCUUCUCUACUCGCUUAGCUUCCUGUCAUCUCGUUACGAGGCAUAUUCCUCUUCCUCGUGGACUGGCCUGCUAUAUCUGAUCCUGGUUGUGAUCGCGGGAAGUUUUUACGCGUACUUGUUUCCAUUUUUGCAGAAGGACCCAAAAUCGGACCUCCUAACCCCCGCCGUGGGGGUCUACGUUAUCUUAAUCACAAUGACGGGGAUAUUAGCCAUCAGAACCCGUCGCGCAUUCACACUCUUGGGAAGUUUGUUCUUCAUCGUCUCCGACAUCGCUUUGGCUUUGCAACAGUUUAAGGUGACGGCGCCUGUCCAACACGGUAAUACUGUUGUCAUGGUGACGUAUUAUUUAGCACAACUGCUAAUUAGUAUUGGGGACAUGAGGGCGGUGGAAAUCAAAAAUGAAUUUGCAAAAUGGAAGCGGUCCUAGCCAGCAUCCUUGCAGCACUCCUGAUGUUUCCUUGCCCAACAGUAACAUAGCACUGCCUAAUAUGCGGAGCUGCUGGAUCAGAAUAACACUGAAAUGUAUAAAUAUGUUUGUAUUGUAUGUAUUAUUACAAAACAAGCAACGAUUAAUUGUUUUGAAAUAAUUUUAUUGCCAUAUAAUAAUGAAGCCGCGUAACAUCAAUAUUUAAGUGAAAGUUUUCGAUGUGAGCUGGUUGCUAAAUGUAUAAAAAUACUCUCUUCUUGUUAUAAAUAAAUACAAUGUCAAGAAUAUUGAAGACAUCUA
Molecule: messenger RNA, 1230 nt
Organism: Hippocampus zosterae (dwarf seahorse)
Lineage: Eukaryota; Metazoa; Chordata; Actinopteri; Syngnathiformes; Syngnathidae
Gene: tmem86b
Product: transmembrane protein 86B
Exons: 5
Coding region: 100-930 (276 amino acids)
Cellular component (GO): membrane
Source: RefSeq, a predicted model, not a curated record